Molecule: messenger RNA, 2473 nt
Organism: Protopterus annectens (West African lungfish)
Lineage: Eukaryota; Metazoa; Chordata; Ceratodontiformes; Protopteridae
Gene: PRRX1
Product: paired related homeobox 1
Exons: 4
Coding region: 721-1464 (247 amino acids)
Biological process (GO): regulation of DNA-templated transcription
Molecular function (GO): DNA-binding transcription factor activity, RNA polymerase II-specific; DNA binding
Source: RefSeq, a predicted model, not a curated record
UUCACAAAAGGCUUUGCCACGUAAUUGCAGGCUCCUAUUAAGUGGAACUACCUCCCUGGGGGUCCUCAAUUUUCGUUUCUUCCCUGAGAAGCCUCCCCCAACAUGCCACUCGAUACCUUUUGAAGUGCCAGAGAGCAGGAUUCAGCAGUGUACAGCCGUUUGUGUUCAUCCAUUCAUAGAGCUUUGCUUCUUAUGUAAAGAUUUCUCAACUAUUUCUUUUCCUGGUUACUUUAAGAAAGCAGAUUGUGAAACAGUCGAUCCUUUUAUAUCCGCAGGACACAACAAACCCGGAUACCUAAACUUACUGAUGUGACUUACAGUGAGCUAACCGAAGGUGGGAACGAGGGAGGACAGCUGCUGUCCCGGGGAACUUCUGGCCUGAGGACCUGGGCAUGCUUUAAGCCGUUGUUUAGCUUCUUCAUAUUUGUGGGCACUUUUUGUAGGAACUCAUUUGAAAGGAGCCAUAAGUUCUGAACUAACAAUUUUCACUCGCAGAAAGUUUUAGCAAAUACCAAGAAAGACCUUAAUUGUUCCAGGAAACUAAAAGAAGUUGGGAGUUUUCCAAACUGCCUUCUUGAUACCGAACCUUAUCAGCUGACAGAAAGCUGGGACUCAAGGGCUCCUUAUUCAAAUAUACAUAUAUAUAUACAUAUACACACUUUUUUACUGCAGCUCUACUCUCGGGUCUUUAUUUGGAUUAAUUUUAAAGACUUACCAACAAUGGCCACAAGCUACGGCCACAUGCUGGAUAGACAACAGAUCAUCCCCGGCCGUUUAGAGAGUCCAAUCCCAGCCACUCUGGACACAUUACAGGCCAAGAAAAACUUCUCAGUGAGCCACCUGUUGGAUCUGGAGGAGGCCGGGGAGAUGGUAGGGGCACCAACAGAAGACAACGCGGGGGACACGGGAAGGAGCAUGUUGGAAUCCCCGGGGCUGACCAGCGGCAGUGAUACCCCCCAGCAGGACAAUGAUCACAUGAGCCUGGAUCAGAAAAAGAAGAGGAAGCAGAGGCGAAACAGAACGACCUUCAACAGCAGCCAGCUGCAAGCAUUAGAAAGGGUUUUUGAACGGACGCACUACCCUGAUGCCUUUGUACGAGAAGACUUGGCUCGCAGAGUUAACCUCACUGAGGCCAGAGUUCAGGUGUGGUUUCAGAACAGACGGGCAAAGUUUCGAAGAAAUGAGAGGGCCUUGUUGGCUACCAAAAAUGCUUCUCUUUUGAAAUCUUACACAGGGGACUUGACAGCUGUGGAACAGCCUAUUGUACCUCGGCCAGCUCCUAGACCCAAUGACUACCUAUCCUGGGGGACAGCCUCAACUUACAGUGCCAUGGCUGCAUACUCAUCACCUUGUGCCAAUGUGAACAGUGCUCAAGGAAUGAAUAUGGCAAACAGCAUUGCCAACCUACGUCUCAAGGCAAAGGAGUACAGCUUACAGAGAAACCAAGUGCCAACAGUCAACUGAAACAUACAGAUGGAUGAAAAGGGAAGGCACAUCUGAAUAAGGGGAACUACCUUUCACAUAAGAAGACAAAGAGGAGCCUCACAAUAAAUGGACUGCUGUUUUACCAAGAGACCAAGAAACAAUUAACCAGGGUUAAACACAAAGUAUACAUGCACUCACAUAUCUAUCUAUGCACACGCUGUUUUAUUUUGUUUUCUAAAGACUCUGUGGGUGAAGCACAUUGCUGUCUUGAUAUGGCAUUCAUUAUGUAAUGGACUAUUUAAAAAAUAACCAAAGAUUUAUUUUUUGCUCUGUGUGUAUGAGUGUAUGUGUAUGUAUAUCUAUGUGUGUAUGUCUGUGUGGGUGCAUCACAAAAUGACCAGCUACAAAAGUAAAUUUUGUAGAAUUUAUGUUUGAAGUAAGCCAAAUUAUCCUAGCCUUUGGUGACUAGCUAAAACGAGAUGAUUUUUUCUCUUCUUCUGUUUUUCCCAUCAUUAAGCAUGAUGUUUAUGGCUAGACACCAUUACAAGUUGAAUCCGGCAUGCUGCACAGAAACCUACACAUAUCCAGAAUAGGUAACUGCAGUGACUAUCAGCAGAUUGCAUAUUAAAUAUACUGUAAAUAUCUCUGCUUCAUCUUCUCCUAUGUAUUUACACAUUCACAGAAUCAUUUCUUUUUAUUCUGGGUUGCAAAGAAUUGGGAAGCAUUCCGGCACAUUGUAUGACAGUAUACAAAUAAGAAAAAGUUACUGCAGUCCAAUCGGAAAUUAAAUAUCUAUAUAUUGUAUACAUAUAAAAGGCUGGGACUUCAGAUUAAAUGCAUUUCUGAAUUUAUUUGUUUAAUAUUUUUUACCACUGACAAGGAGUUGUCAAUAAUGCAUACUUUUUAUAAAUAUAUACGUAAAAGCUUGAUGAGUUGAUUUGAAACAAAAAACAUUGGAGGAAGACUUUUUAUGUUAUGUCUGUAUUUUACUGAUAUUUUUAGAAAAGUGAGACAGAUGCACAAUAAACUGUAAGAAUUAGUUUCUUCA